Molecule: messenger RNA, 489 nt
Organism: Musca vetustissima
Lineage: Eukaryota; Metazoa; Arthropoda; Insecta; Diptera; Muscidae
Product: whirlin-like
Exons: 4
Coding region: 1-330 (109 amino acids)
Cellular component (GO): stereocilia ankle link complex; cilium; plasma membrane
Molecular function (GO): protein binding
Source: RefSeq, a predicted model, not a curated record
AUGAUAAUUGGUCUGCUGCAGCCUUUCAAAACAAAACCCAUAUUAGGUAUUGCUAUCGAAGGUGGUGCUAAUACAAAACAUCCGCUUCCUAGAAUAAUAAAUAUACAUGAAAAUGGAGCAGCAUUUGAAGCGGGCGGCCUAGAGGUGGGGCAGCUAAUACUCGAGGUGGAUGGUAAUAAAGUCGAAGGCUUACAUCAUCAGGAAGUUGCCCGACUGAUAGCCGAAUGUUUUGCAAAUCGUGAAAAGGCUGAUAUAACCUUUUUGGUUGUCGAAGCGAAAAAAUCGAAUUUGGAACCCAAACCAACUGCUUUAAUAUUUCUAGAAGCCUAACAUUUGCUUGCCCUGCCGGCUACAACCAGUGAUGAUCCCCUGGAACAACAGAAACUGGAGUUCCUCUAUGAAUGGGGUAUCGAUUUAACGACAACGCCAAAACCAAUGCCAACACCAAUACCACUAACAAAAGCUAAAAAUCCACCGCCACUGCCAACA